AUGUUAACACCCUUAAUCACUCGUCACGAUAUUGAAAUUCAUCAUGCAAUUUCUACCGUCACUUCCGAUGGUACGGUACCGUUGCUAAUAAAUAACUUGUCCCACAAAACCCUUCAUUUGAAUAAGGGAAUGAAAAUUGCUCAAAUUGAACCGGAAAUCGAUGUUCAGACGGAGGAAAAUAUUACGGACAAGCGAAGAAGGGAACUAAAAAUAGAGGAUUUUGAUUUAACUAAUGUUCCUUUAGAGGUGAAGAAAAAACUAACUGACUUGAUAUUCGAAUACGCGGAUAUUUUUAGUACUUCACUGAAGACAAUCGGCAAAUGUACGCUGGAGGCUCCGCCUAUAGAAAUAACUGAUCCCACUCCAAUACAAUGCCGACCAUUCCCAGUUCCAGUCGCUUUACGUGAUACUUUGAAAAAACAAAUUAAAGAGUUAGAAGACGCGAAAAUAUUGGAGAAAUCAAAAAGUAGAUUUUCGUUUCCACUAAUUUUAGUUAAGAAAAAAGAGCAAGGCGAGUAUCGUUUAGUCAUUGACUACCGGAAACUAAACCAAAUUACGGUUUCCUCCACAUAUAGAUUGCCUUUAAUAUCGGAUAUUCUCAAUUCUCUUCGCGGAGCAAACUUUUACAGUACAUUAGACGCUAAUUCAUCCUUUCACCAAAUUAAAUUGCGUGAUGAAGAUAAGCAUCUAACAGCAUUCUCGAGUCCGUAUGGAAACUUUCAGUAUAAAUAUCUUUCAUUUGGAAUGAAAAAUUCUCCUCAAAUUUGGCAAGAGAUAGCAGAUAAGGUGCUAAAUGGUUUACAAGAGGAAAACAUUUCAGUCUACAUUGAUGAUAUCAUAGUACCCGCUAGUACAAUUUCAGAUUCUUUGCGAAAACUAGAGUUGGUCUUUGAACGUUUCCGUCAAUACGGUCUUGCCCUAAAUCCAAAGAAAUGCAAAUUUCUUCAACCUAGCAUACGAUAUCUAGGCCAUGUAGUUGAUAAGGACAUCAUAAAACCUCUCCCCCAAAAUAUCGAAUCGAUUAAGCAUUUUCCAAUACCAAAUACAGUACGAAAACUGCGACGCUUUCUUGGAUUAGCGAAUUACUAUCGUGAUUUUAUUCACAACUUUUCUGAAAUUGUUGUUCCUUUAACGGAUCUCACGAAAUCAACACGGAAGUUUAAAUGGACUUUUGAGGCACAAAUCGCGUUUGACAAAAUUAGAGAAAGACUCUUAUCGGAUGUUAUGUUGGCACACCCCAAUUUUGACGCCUUAUUUUACUUAAACACCGAUGCCAUCCGAGGACUUGUAUCUCUUUUAAAACUUUUUGCUGCAAUUUUUAUUUUUAUAUUCAAAUUCAUUAGGGCGAUUUUUAGAAUUUGCCUAUUAUGUGGUGCUCUUAUUGGCUCAAAAUUUCACGAACACUUUCAUACCUUAUAUGCACAUUUGGAGGAGCACGCCCCCGCAGCGAGACCUAACGUCUCUUUACUCGUCAUCUUUUCUUUACUCGCCGUGGUUACUGCAGACUGCACCAGUCAUUCGAUUGUAGUUUCCAACAUCGAAAACUGCAAAUCCUUGGAUGACCAACAACUAUGCAAACUCUCUACUACAGCAGCUGUGACAUUAAAAUCCCUCAAUUACGAAACGUGCCUUUGGUUUCAAGAUAAACAAAAAAAGAACUUAUUCAGUUUAAAAAUAAAACUGAUAUCGGCACAGUGCUCAUUUUCAUCCAAGAGGGAAUAUUUUACAUUUCCUGUCCAGGCACGAACAAUUUCGCAAUUAGCUUGUCCCCAAAAUUAUUACUGUGCAUGGGGCGAACACUGUAAAGCGGGGAAAGAUUUUGCCGCCUUAACAGAGGAAAGCCUUAGCUACCCUGGAGCUAACUUUUGCCAUCCUUCCAGUGUUGGCAGCGGCUGUACCAUUAUCUCUCGAAUGGGAUGUCUUUUUUACCGCGUGUACUACAUCCCGGACCUCCUUCAUUCCUACGAGGUCCGUACCAUUUCGGGACACCGCUGUUCUUACACGAUUUCAGUGGAGUGAUCGUUCAACAAUUCAGUCGAAUUAUUGACUCUGCGUUCAACCGCCCACACGUCAGAUGGCAUUCACAUGGAAGUCCAAGGGGCCUUACACCAACCUCAACUGCACCUGAGUGAGUCUCUAGUACUUAGAGUAGGAGACACAUCCGAAGCCUACCUAGUGCCAACAAGCCCACGAAAUAUGCCUAUAGCAGGUUUGAUAGGACAAGUGCAGGCAAACGUCAGUUAUUCUACUGAUUUCCUCACGGCUCCAUCGCUCACAGAGUGCGACUUCUUUGAAACAACUCUACGUUGCCAAAAUAAACCUGAUUACCUGCAGGUUCUCUACACUACAAAGGAUAGGGCCUUGCCAAUUGCUCGCUCUAUGCAUCUCCUUUCAAUGCAGAAAGGACAAUUAACGUCCAAUUUAUUAUCAACCGCACCCUUAAUUGUGCACUUGCAUUUCACGGACUACAAAAUUCUCCUGCAGACUUCAGAUGUGUGUUCAAAAUUGUCAGACGACAAAGUAAACACAAAAGGUUGCUAUCAGUGUAACAUUUUAAGUGAACUGUCCAUUACCGCCCACUCAACGUGCCAGAAAGGAACGGUCACUGUAGAAUUUCAAAUUCUUACUCUUUUUACACAGACUUUAAUUUUGGAAACUGAGCCAAAGGAAUUCAUUAUAAAGUUUCAAGCCAUGGUUCAAUGUUAUGACGAAAAAAUUUGUCUCGUAUCUCACAACAUGAAAACCUGUAAACUGGUUUCUUUUUGUCUUAACGAACCAAGCAUUGAACUAAUUAAAUUUAAUACCUCUUAUACAACUUCAAUUCUUCAUGAGGAUUCCUUGGGCUCAGGAUUUUUUAAUUUGUUUACCAUGCCGACUUUAAAUGGCAUUUUUUUUUCAAUGAAAAUGCUUGGAGCAUUUCUUUUAAUCAUUUGUCUUAGUAUAACUGUGUUCUCAACUUGUUUAACGUGUUGCCGUAAAUAGUGCUACUAUAUUAUAUUUAUUUAUUUAUUUAUUUUUAAUUUUAUUUAUUUAUUUAUUUAUUUUUUUUUUAAACCUUUCCCUUGGAUGGAAUUUGUUUGUGUGUUUUAUAAUUGUACAAGUUUUAUUUAUGUCAUUAUGUGCAUUUUAUCUUUUCACUAUUCAUUACAAUUGUUUCACCCAUUCUGAUGUACAUAGCUGAUGGAGUUCCGCCACCUUUUUUUGUUUUACCUUGUGUCAACGAUUGUUUUUUUUUUUUUUUACCUUUUUUUUUCCAUGGUUAUUGCGGAGAUGUCACGACGCUCAUUAAGCAUUUAUGAAAAUGGAAUCAUUUAACUUUAAAAACACGUAAGGGAACUUGCAUCUUUCAUUCCCAUUCCGGAAUGUUCCCUCUAUUUGGUCUUGAUAAGAUUAAACUCGUAACCUUCGGAAGCUCAUGUAAUUCACGUGCUGGGAAAGUCACGUAGAACUUUCUAAUCAAUUAAGGAAUGUUUGGAUUAUAUACGCGUGUAACUCGCCGCACCCUACACGUAAUCAAGGCGAAGUUGAAAGUUCGGGAAAGAUUGAGCGUGACACCAUUAUAACGACCAGUGGUAAAAGUCCCAACU
Uloborus diversus is the source of this 3587-nucleotide messenger RNA. RefSeq lists its product as uncharacterized. The transcript has a single exon. Lineage: Eukaryota; Metazoa; Arthropoda; Arachnida; Araneae; Uloboridae. The record is from RefSeq and is a predicted model, not a curated record.